AUCAUCUUCAGAGGUAUGUUGAUGCAUUGUUUCCAGCUUGCGCGGGUGGUCCGGUGAGGAAGUGGUCGAGCAAGGUCGCCGUUGCGUGGGACGGGGUGCAAUUCGCCACCCUUUCAGACUCGACCACGGCUUGCCAGAACAUCUUCUACCGCGGUCGUCGAAUGGCGAGUACCGAAUAUUGCUGACCAAAUGUGUUUCCUGUAGGCGCAAAAAACAUCGAAACCACUGUCGUCAACAACGAUCGUGUGUGAAAAGGAAGAGAAUAUUGUGCACCGGGAGUUGGCUUGUACAUCAGAGGAGAGAACAAAAGUGAUCGUCCGAGCUCGAAACCGCACCUGCCCUGGGCAACACCGGCCGUGACAUCAUCAACAUCAUCCGUCAUCGCCAGAAGGAACAGCCAUCCCGCCUCUUGCCCAUCAGACACCCGACACAAUGGCCGCUGUCGCUUCGAGGUCCAACAACAACUCUCCGCACCUGACCAACAAGAGUCAGACUGGCUCGCCGGCGUCGAAACGCAAUUCGUUAGCCGCGCCCGUGCUCACCGUCAAGUCGCCUGAAGACACCGACGUCAAAGCAACUCUUCCUGCUAAUGCGCCUCUUGCGCCGCCACCGAGACCAAAUCAAAACGGCAACGGCGAGAGCGAACUAUUCGGCGAGCAAAGCACCACUCACUUGUCCAAGGAACCCAAUCCUUUCGAGAACGCCUUCGGCAAUCCCGUCGAGACACCUGGAAAGACACAGCUCCCCGGCGUGACCAGUCUCACAUCGCCGGCAUCCCUCCUUCCCGGGAUCACGCCUGGCUGGCCGGGCUCCCUUCGUUCUGGUCCACUCAGUCCUGCUAUGCUUACCGGCCCGACAGGGUCUAACGACUACUUCAACAGUGACCACCACUUUGCCGGUAGUUUCCCGACACCCAACGAGUCGUCUCUUCGAACUGGUCUGACGCCUGGUGGUGGCGGGUCCAUGUUCCCGCAGCCAUCACCAAACUCUCAGGCCUUGUACAACCAACUCCAGAACGGUGGCGCAACACCGGGUACUCUCGACUUCCACCGCACGGCUAUGAACGCUCGUGCUCAGAACCAGAACCCCAACAUUCAACCCGAUCUUGACAGCAAAUCGUACAACAACAACAACAACACAUCGCAACCGCAACACGACAACCAAGAUCCCUUUGGAUCUCAUCAGACCAACGACGCAGCCAACGGGCUGUUCAUGCUUGCGCAAGCCGGAGGACAGCAACGCAGCAACUCCAACUACCCCAUCCAACAGCAGCAACAGCAGGGAUACCAGCAACAGCAACAAGCACACGACACAAGAGGCAAGGGGAGCAUUGGAACCAUGUCGGGCGGUAGCACUGACGGCGGAGAGGGCCAAUACUCGGAUGAUGGAGAUCAGAAACCGCAGACGAGAAAUGGUCGCGGCGGCAAGAAGGGAUCGACCGGCAAGGCUGCUAAUGGCAAGCGAAAAACCGAGGAGGCUCCUGCGAAGGGUCCGGCAAGCAAGAAGCAACGCGCGAGUAUGGCCAUGUCCGAAGAGCCAGAGGAUGAAGACGAUGGAAUGAACGACACGCAUGAGGAUGGUCGCAAGAUGACCGAUGAGGAGAAGCGCAAGAACUUCCUUGAGCGGAAUCGCGUUGCCGCUCUGAAGUGUCGCCAACGCAAAAAGCAAUGGCUCGCGAACCUGCAACAGAAGGUCGAGAUCUUCAGUACAGAGAACGAUGCGCUUGCCGCGACGGUCACCCAACUCCGCGAGGAGAUUGUCGGCUUGAAGACAUUACUCAUGGCGCACAAGGAUUGUCCCGUUUCCCAGGCACAAGGCAUUUCCGGCUUGGCGAUGCAGCAGAUCGCCGGCGAUGCGCAGCAACAUUACGCGAAUCCGUACGGUAUGAUGGGCCAGGGCAUGCAGCAGCAAGGAAUGCAACAGUCGAUGCAGAGGAGAUAGGCACCCUCUGCAGGCCAGUUUUUCGCGUCCCCGAGUUCUGAAGUCAUCAACCACCCGGCCACGACACCAUCGAGAGGCAGACUCGACAGCGGACUCACUGAAUUGGAGAGCGCAAGGCAACUCCUCGCCAUGUCCAGUUCGCCCGCCACUGGGCUUCCUGCUGUCGAUC
This is a messenger RNA of Zymoseptoria tritici IPO323, 2110 nucleotides long. RefSeq lists its product as uncharacterized. Bases 433 to 1941 code for a protein of 502 amino acids. Lineage: Eukaryota; Fungi; Ascomycota; Dothideomycetes; Mycosphaerellales; Mycosphaerellaceae. Gene Ontology annotation, molecular function: DNA-binding transcription factor activity, RNA polymerase II-specific; RNA polymerase II cis-regulatory region sequence-specific DNA binding. The record is from RefSeq and is a predicted model, not a curated record. Gene Ontology annotation, biological process: regulation of transcription by RNA polymerase II. The transcript has 4 exons.